Messenger RNA from Postia placenta MAD-698-R-SB12, 945 nucleotides. RefSeq lists its product as hypothetical. Gene Ontology annotation, molecular function: oxidoreductase activity. NCBI's taxonomy places the organism in Eukaryota, Fungi, Basidiomycota, Agaricomycetes, Polyporales, Adustoporiaceae. Bases 1 to 945 code for a protein of 314 amino acids. The record is from RefSeq and is a predicted model, not a curated record. The transcript has 4 exons.
AUGUUCCCGUCUGGUCACCACGUCCAUCUUCGCAAAGCUGCGUCCACUGCCGCACGCCGGAAUAGAGCGCAGAAAAUAUAUCGGAGUAGUCUUGCUGUUCACGAUGCCCCUCGAUCCAAACGGCCCUCAUCCAUCGUCUACGGUGCGCUUGCAACCACUGGUCUAGCAACAGCCUACUUCUUCUGGCCAGACGCUUCACGAGCUGCUCCGACAUAUGACAGCGCAAUUUUGUCUCCAGCGCACUUUACGCCAACUACACUUGUAGCAAGCGAGGCCUGUCCGGACACAGAGACACGCUUAUUGACCCUGAAGCUGCCUCCCCAGUCUAUUCCUUCUCGUGAGGAAAAUAUCUUUGCCCCAAUCUGGUCUAUCUUCAUCAAAGACGACGACAUACAGGUCGAGAGACCGUAUACGCCCUUGGAAGGUAUCGAUGAAGAGGGUCGUAUGAAGCUAUGGAUCAAACGGUAUCCGAAGGGCGAAGUAGGUAGAUGGCUACACUCGAAGAAUGUCAAUGACAAGAUCGAGAUCCGGGGACCAGUGAAGACAUGGCCAUGGCAGGAAGGUCAGUGGGACGAAGUUAUUAUGAUAUCAGGAGGCACAGGGAUCACACCAUUUUACCAGCUCCUGCAUCACGCAGCGGUGAAGAAUGAUUCACGAUAUUCACAAACGCGCUUUACUCUCCUCCAUUCAUCACGUCGUCCUAUCGAACUACCACCUACGGAGAUCCUUGCACCCCUCUUGUCCUGUGCGCAGAAGUCCCCCGAACGUUUGACUGUAUCUCUGUUUGUGGACUCUCUGGAGGGCCCUCAACAUCCGUCCAUUACUUCUGCCGCCCUCCGGUUUGCGGACCGGAUCCGACCAUUUGGGCGUAACUUCUCUCAGGGCGAAGUUGGUGGUGUCCUGGCCGCGAUGGGCUACGAACGGGAGCAAGUCUGGAAGCUAUGA